AUGGCUAUUCACAAAAUUCUUAGGCGGUCUUUAUCGUCUGAAAAGAGAUCAAAUGAAGUUCCAAAGGGGCAUUUUGCUGUGUAUGUUGGAGAAAGUGAAAAGAAGCGCUUUGUUAUUCCACUAUCGUAUUUGAACAAUCCAUCAUUUCAAGAAUUAUUGAGCCAAGCUGAAGAAGAAUUUGGAUUCCAUCAUCCGAUGGGUGGACUCACAAUUCCUUGCAGUGAGGAGUUAUUCAUUGAUCUCACAUCUCAUAUGAGAAGAGAAUAGUAUAUAUACGCAAUAGAAUUUUCGUUAGCUAGUUCCCUCUCAUUUUUUCUUUUUUUCUUUUUGUAUAGACAGAAUAUACUAAUUUGUCGGAUACAAAAUGUAGUCCCGAACAAAUUACCAAUCAAUUUUUUUGAGUACUCUGAGCCAUGUUAAACUGAUUUUUCUCAACAAAAAUAAGUUA
Erythranthe guttata (spotted monkey flower) is the source of this 448-nucleotide messenger RNA. The record is from RefSeq and is a predicted model, not a curated record. NCBI's taxonomy places the organism in Eukaryota, Viridiplantae, Streptophyta, Magnoliopsida, Lamiales, Phrymaceae.